GACCUCUGGAUUUUGAACCUCAGAGAACUUCAGUUUCGUUUCUGUCGUCCUCUGUCAGCCAUGGCGUCUGCUGAUCUGAGAGCUGAGCUGGACUGCUCCAUCUGUCUGCAGACCUAUACAGAUCCUGUAAUGCUGAGAUGUGGACACAACUUCUGCCGGGUCUGUAUUGAUCGUGUACUGGAUACACAGGACGAGUCUGGGGUUUAUACCUGUCCUGAAUGCAGAGAAGAGUUUCAGGAGCGGCCUGCACUGAUGAGGAACUUAGCUCUGCGUAACAUUAUGGAGAAUUUAUUGGUUACUCAACAUAAAGAGACGGAAACCGGGAUCUGCUGCACUUACUGUGUGGACUCUCCUGUACCUGCUGUUAAAUCCUGUCUACACUGUGAGGCUUCUCUGUGUGAGAAACACCUGAGAGUUCACAGCAAGUCACCAGAACACGUCUUAUCUGACCCCAGCACUUCCCUGGAGAAGAGGAAAUGUUCUGUCCAUAAGAAGAUCCUGGAGUAUUACUGCACUGAGGACUCUGCUUGUAUCUGUGUGUCCUGCAGUUUGGCUGGAGAACAUAAGGGACACCAGGUGAUGGUGCUGGAUGAGGCGUCUGAGAAGAGGAAAGGGAAACUGAGAAAUAUUCUCCAGAAACUGACCAGAAAGAGAGAGGAAACUGAGGAAAGAGUCCAGAACCUGGAGGAACGCAGGAGAAAAGCUCAAGAAAAAGCAUCUGGAGAAGCAGAGAGGAUCACUGCCCUGUUUACAGACAUCAGGAGACGACUGGACGACCUGAAGAAGAGGGUCCUGAGUGAGAUCUCCAGGCAGGAAAAGGAAGAAUCACUCUCAUUCUCUUCUCGGAUCCAGAAGCUGGAAAUAAAGAAGGACGAGCUGUCCGGGAGGAUGAGACACAUUGAGGAGCUGUGUAACAUGACUGAUCCACUGACUGUCUUACAGGAACCAGACAGAGGUGACUUGUGUGAUCCUGAGGAGGAAGGAGGUGAUGAAGACAUAAAUAGAUGUCUCCAUGAUGUAGGUUAUCUGGAUGUGACUGUGAUCUCAGACAAAUUACAUACAUUAUGUGACAUAAUAACAGAUAUAAGGAGAGGGAUCUAUGUGGAGGGUCCUGCAGACAUCUUACUGGAUGUAAACACAGCUGCUAAUGACAUUAUUAUAUCAGACGACCUGAAAACUGCAACCUGGACACAAAAUAAUCAGAAUCGUCCAGAAACAGCAGAGAGAUUCCAGUAUAAUCAGGUGAUGAGCAGCAGGGGAUUUACCUCAGGGCGACAUUACUGGGAUGUGGAGAUUAGUAGAUCUGGGAGUUGGAGGGUGGGGAUGUGUUAUCCCGGUAUAGACAGGAGGGGGCGUCAGUCAUACAUUGGAGAUAAUACCAAGUCCUGGAGUUUGUGGAGGUGUUAUAAUCAGUAUUCAGUGAGACAUGACGGUAAAGAUAUCCGGUUACCUCACAAGAUCUCCAGUGAUAGAUUCAGGAUAUGUCUGGACUAUGAGGCCGGGCAGCUGUCCUUUUAUGAGCUGUGUGACCCCAUCAGACACUUACACACCUUCACUGCCGCCUUCACCGAGCCCCUUCAUGCUGCAUUGUGUGUAUGGGGAGGUUCUAUAAAGAUAUCUAUGGUGGGAGGUGAAACCUGCCAAAAAUAAAAUGAUAACGAAAAACAUGAAAUUUUAAUUCAAAUCCCAAUUUGACAUUUCAUUUACAACCCAUGUCUGCAAAAUGCCUGCCAAAAUGAAAAGUAAAAUGUGUAAUAUGUGGCAAAAAUAAAUGUAAAAUUAAAUAGCCUUUGGCUUUUUAAAUUUCAACUUUGUCAAUGAAUUAUCAUGUCCCCAUAGUGCUAUUUUCCAAUCAAAAUUAUAAAUCAAAUGAAAAACCUAAAAUACAACUUAAAAAAGGUAAUCUGAGAUUUCAGUUUCAUCUCUUGUAGACAUUUUCACUGCCAGAAUUCAAAUCAGAAUGAAAAAUGCCACUUGCCAUAUAACAUUUUAAUUUUAACAUUGUCCAAAAUUCAGAUUCAUACAACUGAGCAGUAGUGGGCCUGGGUUAAUAUGUGAAAGGAGACUGAACAGACAGUGACUGUCCAAAGGAGGGCGCUCUGCUUCUAUACAAUUCUAAUAGGUCACACACCGCUACAGAUCAGAACGCGUUUAGAAUUCCAAUAGAUGGCGCUGAGAGGAAAAUGAUGCUAGUGUGCAGAGUGACUGGCAUAAGACUAUGAAUCCAAUAGAUGGCGCUGAGAGGUAAAUGAUGCUAGUGUGCAGAGUGACUGGCAUAAGACUAUGAAUCCAAUAGAUGGCGCUGAGAGGAAAAUGAUGCUAGUGUGCAGAGUGACUGGCAUAAGACUAUGAAUCCAAUAGAUGGCGCUGAGAGGAAAAUGAUGCUAGUGUGCAGAGUGACUGGCAUCAGACUAUGAAUCCAAUAGAUGGCGCUGUGAGGAAAAUGAUGCUA
Molecule: messenger RNA, 2452 nt
Organism: Bufo gargarizans (Asiatic toad)
Lineage: Eukaryota; Metazoa; Chordata; Amphibia; Anura; Bufonidae
Product: E3 ubiquitin/ISG15 ligase TRIM25-like
Exons: 1
Coding region: 61-1650 (529 amino acids)
Molecular function (GO): protein binding; zinc ion binding
Source: RefSeq, a predicted model, not a curated record